CAACCCCUCCCAACCCCCCCAACCCUCCCCCCCCGCCGCGGCAUGGCCGCCAUCAUCAAGAAACAGAUCCUGAAGCACCUGUCCCGGUUUACCAAGAAUCUCUCUCCAGACAAAAUCAACCUGAGCACCCUGAAGGGGCAGGGGCAGCUGACCAACCUGGAGCUGGAUGAGGAGGUGCUGCAGAAUGUGCUGGAGCUGCCCACCUGGCUUGCUAUCACCCGGGUCUACUGCAACAAGGCAUCCAUCAGGAUCCAGUGGACAAAACUGAAGACUCACCCGAUCUGUUUGUACCUGGACAAAGUGGAGGUGGAGAUGCGGACGUGUGAAGAGCCCAGGCCACCCAAUGGACAGUCUCCCAUUGCACUUGCAGCCGGCCAGAGUGAAUACGGCUUUGCUGAAAAGGUCGUGGAGGGGAUGUUCAUUGUCGUCAAUUCCAUCACUAUCAAGAUUCACUCCAAGGCCUUCCAUGCUUCUUUUGAGCUAUGGCAGCUUCAGGGCUACAGCGUCAACCCCAACUGGCAGCAGAGCGACCUGCGGCUCACCCGCAUCACUGAUCCACAGAGAGGGGAGGUUUUGACGUUCAAGGAGCUCACCUGGCAGACGCUCCGCAUUGAAGCAGAUGCGACUGACAAUGGUGAUCAGGAUCCUGUUACUACUCCUCUGAGACUCAUCACAAACCAGGGGAGGAUACGGAUCUCUCUCAAGAGAAGGACCAAAGAUUGCAAUGUGAUGGCAUCAAAGCUGAUGUUUCUCCUCGACGACCUUCUCUGGGUGCUGACAGACUCUCAGCUGAAAGCAAUGAUGAAAUACGCAGAGUCUCUGAGUGAAGCCAUGGAGAAGUCUGCUCAGCAGAGGAAGAGCUUGGCACCAGACUCUGUGCAGAUCACACCACCAGCUCCCAGUACCCAGCAGUCCUGGUCCCAGCCAUUUGGAGUCAGCCCAAACGCAACCAGCAUUGGUCAGUACUUCGAUAAACAUGACAUGAAAGAGUCGUCCUACCACCUCCUCAUCUCACGCCUGGAUCUGCACAUCUGUGACGACAGCCACACUCGAGAGUCAGGCACUUUGAAGCAUGGGAUGCUGGGAGGUGCCAUGCAGCUGACCUUUAGGAGGAUGGCUUUUGACUAUUAUCCUUUCCAUAGGGCAGGAGAUGCCUGCAAGCAUUGGGUGAGGUACAGUGAGGCAAUGGAGACACGGGGACAAUGGGCAAAAAGGUUGCUCAGUGAAUUUCAGAGCAAAGUUGAGAAGCAUUACGAAGAAAUGGAUGCUGCCUUUGCCAAGACUCCACUUUCUCCCUUCAAAAAGAAAGCAGAUACGUCGCUGAGUCCUCAGAAGAGCCCCUUGGAGAAGGGCCGUGGAGCUCCCUGCACUCUGCCCCAACUCCGGCACCCCCCCUGGCACCGCCUGCGGUCCAGCUGUGUGCUGCUGCGCGUGGACGACUUGGAUGUUCACCAGGUUUCCACAGCUGGCCAGCACAGUAAGAAACCUUCCACCCUGCUUUCGUGUAGUAGAAAAUUCCUCAACCUGCCUGAUCAGGUCUCUGCAAUCCACAUUGAAUUCACGGAGUAUUACUUCCCAGACAAUCAAGACUUUCCAGUUCCUUGCCCAAACCUGUAUGUACAGCUGAAUGGUCUGACGCUGACCCUGGAUACAGCAAGCAUGCUCUGGAUAAACCUCUUCUGUCUGGAUCUUUAUCGCAGCCUGGAGCAGUUCAAAGCAAUCUACAAGCUGGAGGACUCAGGCAAACGUGAUGAGCAUGUUGAUGUUCGACUGGAUGGCUUCCAGCUGAAGCUCAGCAUCCCCGUGGAGAAGAAAGUCACUGCCCAUCAGGAUCGCCCGCAGGCGCUCUGCGUUCACACGUCAGAGAUGACUGCCACCAACACCCGCCAUGCUCCCUUCUGCAGCUGCCAGGACCUCCAGAGCCUCUUCCGUAAAUUUGCUGGUUCAGAAUUCUUCCACUCCAGCUACACCCAAUUCCCACGAUCCCAGGACAAUUUUAACCUCCUCCAUACCCUUUUCUUGCGCCACGCCUACGAGGUGGAUGACAGACCUCAGAAGCAUUCGGGUUUUCCUCAGCCGCUGCGCAAAACCUCUGCCUCUGAGGAUCUGUGGUCUGUGAAUUUCACUGAGCUCUCCCUGGACUUCGAGGGUGCUGAGAGCUCAAAGGGCAGAGCCCUUAGCUUUAUUGACCCGUUUCCCCUUUCCGUUUGGGCCUGUCUUCCCAGGAGAUGGGGGCAAGCUCAGAUAUCUAAACGACAGCCAUCAUCUGUCUCUGAUUUGAAAAUCAAGCCUUCUGCCAGUUUUAGCAAUCACUCCAAGAAUGAGAACCUUCCCAGAGAGCAUGGAGUUUGUCAAAGAUCGAGAACUGACCAGGAUCUGAAGAGCAUCUACAAGGUUCCAGAGACGAUGGAUGCCUUGGGAGAAUCUGAGUGUGAACUUAACGAUGGAGUAGAUGACAAAGAGCUGGAAGCCUCUGCUGAUAUCCACGUGCUUUUGUCCUCCUCUGUUCAUGUCAAAGUUCGUCUCAACCACUACCAAUACUUGGUGCUGCUCAGGAUGAAGGAAGUUCUGCAAACACUACAGGAGCAGCUGACCCAAGAUACCCAGGAGGUGACUGGGUGUCCUUUAGAUCCCAUGUCUGCUUCGGUAGGAGUUAUGUUCCACAGUGCUGAAGUGGCCCUGCUCAUGAACCCCACACCAGGCUCUUGCUUGGAACCCAAAUCCCUCGACUCAGAUACAACAAGCCUGAUAGAGUCGGAGCUCUCACCUUCAGACAGCAAGGAGGGAUUGGCAGCUGAAGAGAAGGAGCUGGCAGCUGAGGAGAAGGAGCAGAAAUAUGAGACCGGUUCAGAAAAGGGAAUGUGCAGAACCACAGAGGUCCCAGAGGACAACGAGGCUGAAAAUACAGGCACCAGUGGAACCAGUGUGCCACUGGAGAAGCUUCCAAAAUCUGCAAGUGAUGGAGCUCUGAGCGCAGCUCCAAGUAAGAGCAUGGAGGAGAGAGGUCUGAUAGAGGAAGCACGUGAAGCUGUGGAAGCCCUGGUUGCAGAAGGAGCAGAAGAGCCUAGCAGCCAUCCUCAGAGCCCUCCUGCCCUCCCCAUUAGCCCAACCUCAACCAGUGCCGGCCCUCCAGCAGGAGGAAAUCCCACUCUCAAUGGCCAGGCAGAGCUCAUCCCUUUGAAGAACCUAGAGGUGGAGCUGUCUAGUGCGCUGCAUAUCACAAAGGAUGCCACCAAGGAAGCUCUGCAUGCUACAAUGGACCUCACCAAAGAAGCUAUGUCUAUAACAAAAGAUGCUCUGAGCUUGAGCCGCGAGAAGAUGACCUCUACUGUGCAGAAAAUGCUCUCUCUCCCCCCAGCCAAGGAUUCUGUGCCCAAAGCAGAAGAGGGGGCAGUGACUCCAGGGGGUGGCAGCAGCCGGAUGCGUUUCUUCUCCAUGAAGAGGACAGCAUCCCAACAUUCCUUUGAUACCACGUCUGUGGAUGGGAGUGGUCCUGAGGAUGGGCUGUCUGUGGACAGCGAUGGCAGCGAUGGCUUUGUAAUGCUCACAGACUCUGAGCCCAGCCUGGACCCUCUCCCUUCAGGGCAUCUUCUCCAGGUGCACAGCAAUGCAGGCAGCAGAGCAAACCUGGUGGCAGAGGAUGAGAGCGGAGCAUCUCCUGAGAUAAACAGCUCAGCUUCACAGAGUGAGGAGCCCAGCCUGCAGCUGGUGUCUGUCCUUCUACUGAAGAUGAACGAGGUGAACUGUGCAAUAGAGGCACGAGGUGAUGAUUUGUCUGUUGCUUUACAAGUCAUGAACGUGGUUCCAGAGCAGCUGAACAAUGUGGGGAUGUGGCAAUACCUGCGUGGCUACGUGGGAGAUGCAGACGUGGAGAAGCCUUCAGCCCCUGAAGCUGCUCAGACCCAGCCAGAAGUGUGCUUGCGUCUUGAAGCAGGACCUCAUGCUGCUGUGCAUUCCCCACUCGCUGUUCAGAAUGGCUUCCUUCAAAUGCUGGUCCGCAGUUACACAGCAGAGUUCUUCAUGUCCUUCCUUACCAACCUCGGCCCCUUCCUCGAGGAUGAAGUUAUCCCAGAGGUGAUCCCCAUGGAGAUUGAAGUCGUGGAUGCCAAAAUCACGUUGAAGGAUGACAGCCCCCAGAUAUACCCCACCUCCCCUGGCCCUGUUCCUGUCACCUUGGCAAUAGAUCACGUCCUCGUGAAGCGCAGAGAUGAUGGAGUUUUCUACCUAACAGCUCCACAAGGGGAGGGCUCACCGAAACUGGAAAAACCUGUGUCAGUUCUUCAGGACCAGAAGGCCCCAGUUUUGGCAGCACCAGCAGGAGGGAUACGUGGACUGCAGUUAAAGGAAGUGCCAGAGUUGCAAAGAGAGCUUCAGAACAUGAAAAUAGCCCUUGCAGAAGCCAACAUGGACAAGGCUCGCCUUCUGCAGGAAAUUAGGAAAUACAAUCCCCUCUUUGAGCUCUGACAGUAGGCUGCAGCUGCUCGGGAGGAGUGGAGACCACCACCAGCACUAAGGCAGCGGGUUUGAUUCCAUCGCUGCUAUAAACAGGUCAACCUCCUGGAGAACUGAUUGUCACAAAGAGUGGAAACCCAACUGUGAUUGCAAAAUACUCUUCAAACAGGGAGAAAGGGCAGAGCUUGGCCGAGCAGCACGGAAGCAAUGAGGAGUUACCCCUGUGCUGCCACUUUCCUCUGUCCUGGCAAUAUGGUGCUACCACCUGCCACUGAACCAGGGCAGUGCUCAGUCUGCAAACAAAAGCUCUGAAGUUGGAGUGGGGACACCGUGGCUCUUCAUCCACACGGUGGUAGAGACAGUCUGCUUUCAGCCCUUCUGCCUGGAGGUGGUUGGCGUUAGGAUUUCUGCUUUUUUUCAGCCUUCCUCUUUGUGUUCUUGCCCAAUGACACGUGCCAAAGAGCACAGCAAAAGGAGUGCAGUUAAAUUCACAGCAUCAAGGAGUGGCAGGGAAUAGGCAGGGCAAAAAACGUGGCUCGGAGCUGUGAUGUGAAAGCAUGUGUAUUGUCACACAGAGAGAGAAACUGAGGUCAGGGGGUGUGGGAGAUGCAGAAGGGAUUUCCCCAUGUGGGGGAAGGGAGCUACAGCUCAUCAACCCCUCAAGGACAGAGCCAGGAUAAGAAGAAUUCUUUCAGGUUUCUUUUUCCACCACUGGGAAAAAGAGGUGGUGGUGUAUUAGACUUAGUCUGACUCACUCUCAAUCCUGCAACAUUUGGCUUCAUUGAUGCAGAAGCAAAGAGGAAUUUGUCAUUUCAUUACCGAGUGCUGUUUAUUCUGUCUUUAAUUUUGCAGUCAAAGAAUAGAGGUGAUGGAAGUUGGCUGAACCAUGGAAUGAAGCCUUUGUGUUUCCUUUGGGACACGUGGUGUCCUUAAACCAUUGUGUUUCCCAACUUUCACCGGUGGAGAGAGGGAACACCAAGAAAUAGCUGUCUGCACUCCUUCAGGGUCAUGUAUUUUUAAUAGCACUGAGCUCAUGCUCAGUGUUACAUGUCUUUUAGCAGGGAUUCUGGUGUGUGGGUCAGGAGAAGGGUGCUGAGCAGGGCCCCCUAGGUGCAGGCUGACAGUGCUAAGUGCUCACUGGGGGAUGGAGGUGAAAAUAAGCAGGGUUUGUAUUCUUUGUGUUCUUACUUUUGCUAGAAGUCUGCGUGGUUGAAUGGGGGACUGGUCUAAGUAGUAAAGAAACUGCCUCUGAAAGUGUGCAUGGAAAAAGAAAUGGGAACCUGGUAAAAGAGGAAAUAAGCACUUGUUUUAAGAGCUAAGAAAGGAAAUGUAAUUUAUGAAGUGCAAAGAUCAAAUCCACUGCUAUAGGGAACUGGGUGUGUGGUUUCUUUGCUGUGCUGGUCCAGGUAGUGCACAGACUACAUGCUGAAUGAGGAGCAGCUGUGAGGGGCAGAAGUUGGUUGUGAAGGGAAGAGCUGUUACAAAGGAGAAUUUGUGUUGUUCUGGCACAGCAUGGUGGAACAUUCACCCCCAUCUGUGUUCAGGGUGAGUGCCCAUCCCUCCCCAUCAAAUGUAGCAUCUGUACUGUGUGCAGAAUUCAUGGGAGUUCAGCAGAUUUCAGGUGCAUUUUCUGAUUGUGUAAAGGCACGCAGUACCCAGAACUUUCUUCUAUUGGAUUUUUCUUUUUGUGUGUGUGUGUGUGUGACCAUUACUUCGUUGUAAUUAGAUUAACUAAAGUAAUAGAAGAUUUUAAUCCUGCUUGCUAUGCAAGGAACACCCUCUGAUUUACAAGCCAUGAGUAGCUGAGGCCUGGGAGCUACACAAAAGCAAGCAGUGAUGUAGGAGCUGAGUUUGCUCUGAUGUACUUGUCCCUUUGCCCAGCUCUGGAGCUGCUGAGCAGUUUACAGACACUUUAACAGACACUCCUGGUACCAGUUGAGCUCUCCUGUAGCUCUGGGGGCAAUAGGGACAUAUUUGCAGCACGGGGUUGGGCACAGAGGCGCUGCUGGCUGUGGUUUGUGGAGAGCUGGGAGCGUCCCUUGCUGUGUUUGUUAGCUCACCCUCUGUAAAAGAGGGUAGGUAAGAGACAGAGGCUGAUUGUCUACUGUCACUGUUAAGAUCAUCAGUGUGAUUUGGUGUCUGACUCCAUUAUGCUGAAGGUAGCCCUGACUAAUGUUCAUUGGGAGCAGCGCUCAGAUGCAGGGUCUGAACAGCCUCGGGCAGACCAUGCUGCUGAAAUGCAGUGUUUGUGGUGUCUUUGCCUGCCAAGCUGUGACCGACCGUGCCUCCAAUCAGCUGUGACAGCAGCAGUGAGAGCCUGACCUGCCUUCUGGAAACUAGAAGCAGAUGGGCACAAAUGAAUGGAAAGGAGGAGAGUUUGCCUUUGGCAGAGAGCUCUGCGCCCGCCACCCACUCUGCAGGGCUGGAGCUGAUGUUUGGUGCUGUGCCUUUCACAGUUUGCUUUCCCUCCUCCUCAGGAGAGGUCCUCUCCUCCUGGUUCCUGUUAGACAGCUUUGCUGUUUUCUCUGGAGCGCGUUCUGUGACCCAUCCCCAGCUCAGUGCACAGCUCGGUUUGUGUUGCUGCAUGUGAUGGAGCAACGUUCUGGAGCAGCCUGUCAGGCCUGUUCUCUAGAGGAAAAAGCACUUUAACUUUCUAAGCAUCAGCGGGCAUUUCCUUCACCAAUACUGCCUCGUGCAUAGAAUCCAGAAGUAAAAGCAGGGGUCAGAAGUGCAAGAUAUCUUCCAUACUGAAAUAAAACUCUUUUCGUGAGCAGUUCUCAUAGUAAAGGAAGGAGGUAACAAAGUCUCUGUGUAUCUCCAGACUUGCUGUGAAACAAACCUAUAUGCAAAAGCUCACUGUAAGUACCAUUAUGAACUGCACAAAGCCCACAUAAGCAGAAGUUGAACUUUUGGUCAACCUAUAUGCUUCUGUGCUUUCCUCUUUCUGUGUGAAGCAAGAAAUGCAAGAACGCUUGCCUUAGGUGGAAUGCAAUGCUAUUCUUCCUUUUUAUUCACUAACUGCUUGAAAAUGAGGUUCCUUUCUUUCACACUUCAUGACUGUUUGAGUAGAGCUUCAUCUCCAGCCAGCACAGGGAAUGGAUGGGGCAGAAGGGGCUUUCUGCAACAUGGUGCCUAUUUGCAGUGUCACAGAACUCCUUACCUCUCUUUCCACGUGGGCAGGCAGACCAGAGCUGGGCCCAAGCUGUGGGCAGCAAUUCUCUUGCUUCAGCAACUCGAGUGCCCCAGUUCUGUGUGACAAUUAAAUCACUUCCACUGUCUUCUGCUUUAAGUGAGAGAAGUACUGUAAAACACCAUCCCCUUCCUUUCUACGAGGCGUAGGCAUGGGAGGACAAAAACUCCACUGAUAAUGAUUAGCAAAGUUUACUUUUUAGAGCCUUUUAAGGGCUCUGUGUUAUGAGAGCCAACUUAAUCCUUUGUGUAACUACAUGGCAGUUACCCUAGGAAAAGCACGUGGCCUCAGCAUCUUUUACAUUUAGUUAGAAGUGUGCUCAAAGGGGAUUACUGUAUGUACAGGUGGGCGAUGUACAAGUCUGAACUUGAAUUUUAGGCAGUAUUGGAACUUUGUUGCAGUAUAUUUCCACUCAUGCAUUUAUUGGUUCUGUGAACCAUGAAAAGAAAUUAAACUUGUUAACCUCCA
This is a messenger RNA of Phasianus colchicus (ring-necked pheasant), 8110 nucleotides long. RefSeq names its product bridge-like lipid transfer protein family member 3A (gene BLTP3A). Lineage: Eukaryota; Metazoa; Chordata; Aves; Galliformes; Phasianidae. The record is from RefSeq and is a predicted model, not a curated record. Gene Ontology annotation, molecular function: histone deacetylase binding.